Molecule: messenger RNA, 787 nt
Organism: Acipenser ruthenus (sterlet)
Lineage: Eukaryota; Metazoa; Chordata; Actinopteri; Acipenseriformes; Acipenseridae
Product: U3 small nucleolar RNA-associated protein 25 homolog
Exons: 3
Coding region: 15-329 (104 amino acids)
Biological process (GO): maturation of SSU-rRNA from tricistronic rRNA transcript (SSU-rRNA, 5.8S rRNA, LSU-rRNA)
Cellular component (GO): nucleolus; small-subunit processome
Molecular function (GO): U3 snoRNA binding; rRNA binding
Source: RefSeq, a predicted model, not a curated record
UGUUACAUGUGGCGAUGAAGAACUUGCCCAAAACUGGCUUCAUCAGUCAGGUGCUGAUGCAGCUGCCUCACGUUUUCCAGAGCUUCAUGGAUCAGUACACCAGAUUCCAGUUCUUCAUUGACAAGGUUCUCCCGCAGUACCGGGAUGUGGUCAUGUCUCACACACUCAUCUACAUCCCCUCCUAUUUCAACUACGUCCAAAUGCGCAACUACCUGCACAAGGAGGAGCUCAACUGUACACAAAUCUGCGAGUACUCCCAAGAAAUUGGAAGUCUCCAGAGCCAGGCACUUCUUCCAGAAGGGAGAGAAGCAGUUCCUCCUGUUUACUGAACGCUUCCACUUCUACAAGAGGUACACAAUCAAAGGCAUCCGCAACCUGAUUUUCUUCCUACAGCAAGGUGUGCAACAUGCUAAAGGCUUCGAGGCUUUUUUUUUACAAUUUCAUUGCUGGAAGUAAAACUACAAGAAACAAAUUAAUUUCAGGCAAUGCCUUUUUAGCAGUUUUCAGAUAAACCUGAUAAUCAGGAAAUGUGUUUGUCUGCGUGGUUUCUUAUAGUUCAACCUGCCAUAAUUAGGGCCCUGUGAAAUUCAUGGGAGAAUUAGAACAUGACUAACCUGCAAUUCAGUCCUCAACCUCAAGAUGUCCUUGUAGCCACUCCAGCUAAACUGAUCAAAAGAACAAUGAAGUAAUCAACCCAUUCAGUUGUGGCUAAUUAGAAAACACCCUAAUUAUGAGGGGCCAUUAUUGCCAUUCUAGAAAUUGCUGCAUUUAAAGAAAAAGCUUACCU